AGAAGCCUUAUAAGGAGGACACUAAGUCCCUGAGCCCCAGGACCUCUGUUCACCGAGACCGAGGAUAGGAGAGAGUCGAACUUACUAAUUGGAGUGAACGAGCAUGGAAAAACCGGAACGGGCAAGAGUAUGGAACAUGAGACUGAAAAGUAAUAUCUCAGAAUGUUUCUGAAGAAGAAGAAGAAGAAGAAGAAGUUUCCUUUGAGGUAGAAAUGGAAGGAUUUAAAAGAGAGGGAUUCUGCUUCCCCAUUUUAGGUGACAAUUGGGACUGUGAGAACCAGGAAAGAAAUAUGAGGCAGUCUCCUUUAAUUGAUGAGAAAACAGGGGUCCAGGAAACAAAUUAUGAUGAUCUUGGUGUGGGGGAGCAUUUGAGUACAAAUCCAACCCUUCUAGAAUCUCAGAGAGUUCCUACAACAAAUGGCUUUCAUGUUCAUAACUCAGAUAUUAAAACUUUUGAUUGUGAUCAAACCUUACAUAGUUGUCCCCAGAGUUAUACAGCUAAGGAAACUGGUGAUGGUGAUAUUUGUGAAAAAGCCAUCUAUCCUUCCAUGGAAGUCACUCAACUUGCAAGAAACCAAAUGAAAGACAAACCCUAUAAAUACACAGAAAGUAUUAAAUCUCUAAACCACUUUACUACUCCCCUUUGUGACAAAAAAAUUAAGAAAAGAAACAAAAAAUUUUACAAAGGUAAGGACUUUGGGGACAUUCUGGCCCUGAACUCAUCUCUUAAUGAAAAAAGAAGUCAUUCCAUUGAGAAACCCUUUAAAUGCACUGAAUGUGGCAAGUGCUUCAAACGGAACUCUUCUCUUGUUUUACACCAUCGAACUCACACUGGUGAGAAACCUUAUACCUGUAAUGACUGUGGAAAAUCAUUCUCCAAGAACUACAACUUGAUUGUACAUAGAAGGAUUCAUACAGGAGAGAAACCCUAUAAAUGCAAUAAAUGUGGGAAAGCUUUCAGUGAUGGAUCAGCUCUGACACAACACCAGAGGAUUCACACAGGUGAGAAGCCUUAUGCCUGUCUAGAAUGUGGAAAAACUUUUAACAGAAAUUCAUCCCUGAUUUUGCAUCAAAGAACUCAUACAGGGGAAAAGCCGUAUAGGUGUAAUGAAUGUGGGAAACCCUUCACUGACAUCUCUCACCUUACGGUACAUCUACGAAUCCACACUGGCGAGAAGCCUUAUGAGUGUAGCAGAUGUGGAAAGGCUUUCCGAGAUGGCUCAUACCUCACUCAGCACGAGAGGACACACACUGGAGAGAAGCCUUUUGAAUGUGUAGAGUGUGGGAAAUCCUUCAAUCGCAAUUCUCAUCUCAUUGUGCAUCAGAAAAUUCAUUCUGGGGAGAAACCCUAUGAAUGUAAAGAGUGUGGGAAAACGUUCAUUGAGAGUGCGUACCUCAUCAGGCAUCAGAGAAUUCACACUGGUGAAAAGCCCUAUGGUUGUAACCAGUGUCGUAAACUCUUCAGGAAUAUUGCUGGACUUAUUCGGCACCAGAGGAUUCAUACUGGUGAAAGGCCUUAUGAGUGUAAUCAGUGUGGUAAAGCUUUUAGGGAUAGUUCCUGUCUGACCAAGCACCAGAGGAUUCACACUAAAGAGACUCCAUACCAGUGUCUGAAGUGUGGAAAGUCCUUCAGGCAGAACACUCACUUGGUAGUACACCAGCGACUCCAUAACAGGGAGGGUCCCAGCCAGUGUCCUCAAUGUGGGAAAAUAUUUAGGAGGAGCUGGUGUCUUGUCCGACAUCAGAGAACACACCUUGAAGAGCAGCCCGUGGAAGCAUAAUUAAUGUUGGCCAAACUUUUCUUGAAUGAACAGAGGAGAGGUGUCUUCAGAUAUGACUUCCCUUGUUAACAGAAAAGAAUUUGAGUAUGAAAUAUCCUAUAAUCCCAUUAAUUCUGUUAUUAGGGAAACUCCUGAAGAGAGGGUUGAUUGGUAAUCAGUGUAGAAAGGCUUCAGGGAUGUGCAGACACUGAAAUAGAGCACCUGGAAGUGAGGAUGGUAUUUCCCUAAGAAUCUGUGAAUGCAUUCAGUACGUAAUCAAUAGGAGGCAUUCUUAAUAGUAUCAUCUUACUGUAUAUAGGCAAGUGCUUAGUAGACUCCAAGCUUGUAAGUGUAAUUAGGAAGAACACUUUUGUCAGGAGUUUUUACUGUCUUUCCUGUUUCAGCAAAGGCAUAGUGGUGAGAGAUCUCACACACACCUCAUGACAGCCACAGUAUAUAGUUGAAUUUGCUGUUCGAAUGCACUUGUGUUUUAUUGUGCUGUCAGAACACUGAAGACUCAUUUAGUGAGCUGAAACUGGACAUAGGAGUUGUUUGUGAUUGAAAUGAAGUUUUCCCUUUUAAGACUAAAGUGCUCUCCAUGAUGGAAAGGGCUGCUUUUAAGAAAUAGUAUCCAUUGCUUUAGUUGUUGAACAAGCAAACAUUGAGUUGUUAUAUUUCAUUUAUCUCUUGCCUUCACCAUUGAUGAUCAUUUAGGACACUAAUUUGUUUAGAGUUAAGGUCAUUUGAAGCGAAAUCUGAAGGUUUUCUUGCAAUACUAAAAAUGCUUAGAUCAUUACAAAAGAAGGCAUAAAAUAGAUUUAUUAUUAUUAUAGUCAUGUUAAGAAUAUUCAUAUUAGGUUAGCAGUGGGUGGAAAAAUUUAAUGACUUUCUUAGGAGACUACAUUUGUAUAAUUUUUCCUUGUUAUACAUUUUAUAUAACUGAUAGUGUAUAUAAAAGUGAAGCUAAAAGGAAAGAUAUUUGGUAUUUUUCAUGGACCUUUGCCAGUGAAUAGAGGCCAAAGAUAUUGUUAGACAUUAUAAAGGCUAGAUCAUGGUUACAGGAAGCUGUAAGCAUCUACAGGUGUAUAUAGACAGAACUUUCUCUGAAAUCAGCGCAUCCUGAGCCUAGAAUCAUUUCUUCUGGACCUUGUAUUAUGAAGAUUAUGGCAUUGUGGAGGAAGAGGCUUAUCAGUCUGAGGAUAGGGAGGAGAAAGUUAAAGAAAAAUCUGGAAUAAUCCUAGCAUGUCCUUUCUCAGUUCACUGCUGGCUAAAUGAAAGCUAGACAAUUUGUUUGACAGCUUCAAAGUCCUGUGAGCUGAUUUGGUAAUAUUGACUUGAUCCUGUAUUUUCUGGUUCCUAUGGAGGGAGACUCAUAAGUCUAUUUUGAGAUGAUUAAAGCUGUUGAGUAGAUUGAUAAGGAAGUCAGACAUCUCUGUAUGGAUGCCUUUCUUUCACAGGAAGAGCGGUCACACAAUGGAGAUGGAGAGGUAGUGGUUAAGAGCACUUGUUAUGCUUGCAGAGGUCCUUGGUUUGGUUUCUUGCACCCACAUGGUGGAAAAGCUAUUGGUGCCUAGUAGAUAGAGGCCAAAGAUACUGUCAGACUCUUACAAAGAUAACCCUGGAACAGUUAAUUCAUCUCAGAAUAUUAAGAGUGCUGAGAUUGAGUUAUAUAUAUUUCUUUUGUAUACUUUUCAACCUCAUCAUUUGAAAAAUUGGUCUCAUGUUCCCAUGAGAUACAGUCAUGUAUAACUUACAGAUUGUCUCUAUAGAGCAGUGAUUCUCAUCCUUCCUACUGCUGAGACUCUUUAAUGCAGUUCCUCGUGUUGUGGUGACUCCCAGCCAUAAAAUUAUUUUCAUUACUACUUCAUAGUUACUUCAUAACUAUAAUUUUGUUACUGUUAUGAAUUGUACUGUAAACAUGUUUUCCAGGGGUCAUGACAUACAGGUUGAGAACUGCUGCCGUCUAGGUUAGAUGUCUCAGUAAGACAUGAAAACUCCUAGUGGACUCACUCAAGGGCUGGACACUUGGUGUCUGUUACUCUCAAGUAAAACAUGAAUGUACCACAGUGUUAAUGUUAGCAGUGUCCUUGCUUUUUGAGUCUGCAUUCUAGAUUCUGGAAUAGGAAAUUAGCACCAGACCAGCGGAUGGUCUGAGAGCAUGCACCCCAAGGAGGUGUCAGCUAUGAAAUUGGAGUGAGUCCACAUGGGGUUUGUGUGAUGUGUGAAUUGUUUCCCCUUGCUCUUUUCUAAAAAUAUUGCUCUCAAAUGACCAGAAUAAUUACUGUAAUGAAAAUAACUACUCUAUAGAAGAUGGAUACUUCUGACUAAAGAUGGAAAGGUGAGAUUUGAAUUGGGAGAGUUCCAGAUGACUCCUAGUGCAGCCUGGGUGAUUGUUGAUGUUAGGCCUGAGAGGCUGGGGAGCAGGACGGAGAGGAGACUGUCCUGGAACUCUGACUGCUCUUUGGACUGGAGGGGGGGGGAGUGAGAGGAGGGGAGGAGGUAAAAAUUUGUAAUAAUAAUAAUAAUAAAAGGAAAAAAAAGAUAAGUCCCAUUUAAUCACCCAGGCCCUUAAUAGGCAGAGAAUGUUGACUGGAAUCAGAUGUAGAAAGUGAAGGUAGAGUAUUUCAAAGAGUGAACAUUUACUUUACUUUUUCUGUCUUUGAUGAGCUUUUAAUUUACCCAUUUCUGGCUUUAAUGCUGGAAUGUCCACAAUGUGGGUAGCUUCUGGAAGCCAGAGAGGCAAGAAAAUGGAUUCUCCCCUAGAAGGACCUAUUCCUGUUCUUCCUAUUCUUAUUAGUCUAGUGUAAGUGAAUUGAUUCCAGUCUUAAACGGAGAGAACUGGUGUGUGGUUUUAAGCCACAGUGUUUGUGAUAAUUUAUUGUAUAAUCUAUAGGUGGUGUCCCUCACUAGUUCUUUUAGAUGCCUGACAGAAGUGUUUUGUGUGUGUUCUCUUAGCCAGCAAGUUAAUAAACCAACCCCUUCCACUCCAUACCCACAAAAAAAGUUUAAUAAGGAAAAAAGAAUUCUGUUGGCUCUGGCUUCUGUCCUUUCACCAUUUUAACAGCCCUGAUUUUUAGUCCUGGUUUAGAGAAUUAAAUCCUAUGAGGUGUGAUGGCACACACCUUUAGUCCUAGCACUUGGGAAGCAGAGACUAGCAGAUCUCUUGUGAAUUAGAGGUCAGCCUCGUCUACCUAAUGAAUUCCAGGACAGCCAAGCUACAAGUGAGACCCUGACUGGAACAACAAAAAUCAAUAAUAAAUUAAAAAUAAUAAAUUAAAAAAUUAAUAAAUCCUGUGAAUGAGUAGAAAAGAUAAAGAGUAGAUUUCCCUUAAGUUUACUCCCACUCACCCCCACCCCCACCGACUUGGGUGGCCAAGAAGGUACAUUUAGCAUCAUAAAGCUUGUGUACAGUCUAAGAAUGCAAUGUCCAGAGCUGAUUUUGGGAGCAUUUAUAAUUAUGGCCACUGUCUUAAUAGUUUCCAUUAACCCACAUCGUUUUGAUGCUAAAGUUAUCAGUGCUCCGGUGUGGCUGCAGAUUGUUCAUUAGACUGGCCCAACGUCAUGUCUCUUAGUUCAGCAGCUGCGUAGAGUACUGCAGUACUGUCAGAGUUGCUGCUCCAGCAGAAAGCUGAACGAGGUGUUCACAAUUGAGCAGGGGAGGUAAACAGGUAUGUAUCAUGUAUCAGAUGGUGGUUGAUGCCUGGGAGAACAAUAAAGCUGAGAAAGGGGAUGGGAUGUAUGUGUUGUAUAGAAGUGAUUACAGUUCAGAAAACAGGUCAGAGAAAUCCUCACUGAGAUGAUUCCUAAUGACCUACCAAAUAUGAGGGAAGGAGCCAGUAGUUACUUAGGGAAGAAAUAUUCUUACAGAGGCAAGAACAUACUGUAUUUGAGGAACAGCCAGGAGACCAUUGUGAUUAGAAUGGAUGUGAAAUGGGGCCAGGGAUGUAAUAGAGAGCCAUUAAUUAAAAUACUGUUGCCAGGCCAAAACUAUGAUAACUGUAUAAUUGUUGAAGGUACUCUCCCCAAGGAUGUACUGCACAUCUCCAGCCCUGUGAAUUUAGGCUUGAUCAUUCACUUCCUUUCACAGUGAAAGGCAAUUGCAUGUGCGUCAUGCAACAAGAGGUUAGGAUUUGGGGGAAGAAACCUUCCAUCAUGUCAGUUACAGGCGGGAGCCGUUAAGCCGUAAAUGGAAUUUCUUUAUGAGCAGUAUUUAAAGAAGAGGGUUUAUUGUAGAGGCAGGUGUAGAGAACAAAACUUUGCAAAAAAAAAUUCAUUUGCAAGAAAACAUCUGUGAAAAUAAAUGUUUUCAGAAUUAAGAACAAUCAAAUCCAAGCAGAAGAAAGUAACUAAUAUAUAUAUGCCUGUAUCUAGGCUUGAUAACCACAGACAUUCAGCAUUAAUGGUCAUUUCUGAUAAACUAAUAUUCAAGUUUUAAAAAUUAAGUGUUCUGUUCAGUGGCUCUUAGUAUUCUCUCUUAAGGUUGUUCAAUCACCUCCAUUCUGUAAUUUCAGUACAUUUUUCAUUAACCACAGGAAAGACUUUUGUACCUGUUAGCAUUUUUCUACUCCAAGACCCUGGCAACCACUGAUCUAUUUUCCAUGUGUAUUUGAAAUUCUGUACAUUGCACGUCCAUAGAAAAAUAAAACAUAUGACCCUUUGCCACUAAUUCAUUUCAUUUAGCAUAUGUUUUCAAGGUCAUGUUGUACUAGAAAUCCUUUUUGUGGCUGAAAAAUAUUUCACCAUAUGAUUUUUUUUUUCGAGACAGGGUUUCUCUGUGGCUUUGGAGCCUGUCCCGGAACUAGCUCUUGUAGACCAGGCUGGCCUCGAACUCACAGAGAUCCGCCUGUCUCUGCCUCCCGAGUGCUGGGAUUAAAGGCGUGCGCCACCCCACCCGGCCUUUUUUUUUUUUGUCACCAUAUGAUUAAAACCAUAUUUUGUGUAUUGAUUGAUGGACAUUUCAGCUUGUACUUUUUGACUAUUAAUAAUGUUGUUUUGAACAAAUAUACAAACUCAUGUGCCAAUACGUUUUCAGUACUCUUGGGUAGAUCCUUAGUGGAAUUGCUUGGUCUUUGCCUUUUGAGGAACUGAUGUCAAUAUCACUUGAACUAUUUUAUGUUUCUACCAGUGAUGUAUGACUGCUCUGACUUCUUACCAUGUCCUUACCAAAUUUAUUAUUUUUUGCUCUAAUGGUGUGAAGUGUUAUCUUGUGAUUUGGGAAAUUUUUUUAUAUAGUUAAAAUCGAUACCUUAUCCCACAGGUCAGCAUUUUUUCCUGAAGGGCAGCAGUAUUUUAAACUGUACUGCACUGCUCACCCCUGUGGCUGCAGUGUGGAAGUAGCUAUUGAUGAUUUGUGAGCAAACCAGUGUGGAUGUGCCCAAUAAAAUUUUAUUUAUGGACU
Molecule: messenger RNA, 7158 nt
Organism: Chionomys nivalis (European snow vole)
Lineage: Eukaryota; Metazoa; Chordata; Mammalia; Rodentia; Cricetidae
Gene: Znf329
Product: zinc finger protein 329
Exons: 2
Coding region: 213-1781 (522 amino acids)
Biological process (GO): negative regulation of transcription by RNA polymerase II
Molecular function (GO): DNA-binding transcription repressor activity, RNA polymerase II-specific
Source: RefSeq, a predicted model, not a curated record